ACAGUGUGUGAUGAGUCUGAUUACCCACAAUGCCCUUCAGCGGUGACGACCUUGUGUGCCCCAAGUUUCAGCCAAACAUCUUCAAUUCGUCCCGCUGUCACGACUGCCUGCGUCUCAAACACGCACACACACCUGCACACACCCCUCACACACCAGCACACACACCUACACACACACCUCAAACACCUGCACACACAACUCACACACCUGCAGAAACACAUGAGAGAGAGGUGAACCCCACUGUGGAGAGCAGCGGCAACAUCUCGUCCCAGAAACCCACUGACGAGGAGAGAGACACAAGCAACAAGGAGGAGUCUGAUGAGGGGUCGGUGGUGAGCAGCUGUGGAGAUGUGAGUGCAGAAUCUCUCUGCAUACUUAGCCCCGGCUGUGACCUUUACCUGUGCGACAGAGACCACCACCACAGCUCUGACAGUCAAUCUGAGGACGACUCCAGUGGUUCCGUGACUCCAGACGAAGAUUUUCGCCCCUUUCGCUGCCACAAGAUGACGCGUUUAGAUUCUUCGUCCCAUCGUGCAAACCCCCGGGCAUGGAUGGAGGAGGCACGGAGCCGCGACAGCUUUGGACGCCAUUCUUUACACUCUCAUGUGGGUUCAAAGGCAGACCGGGACAGAGAGAGUGGAUAUUUCUCUCUGGGCCGAGCAGCAGGUACUCGAGCCUCAAGCCCUCCACCACCCCAUCGACAUUCUGAACGUGGCCACCCUCUGCCCAGCAACCGCACUCCAGAACCCAAAGCCACUAUCCCAUUCCGUAACCCUGACUUGGGCGUCCCUUCCUACAGGAGAACCACUGAGGUUCAAAACCAAGACCUGGAAGUUAUCGAAAGCUACCCUCCAGAUCCUGUGGACCUGAGUAUCGAGGUGGAGGCUCAAGUGGGCCCCAGGUCACCGAGUCCCACACCCUUCAAACAAGCUGAAUCGCUGGCCACAUCCAGCAGGAGAGGGUUACGGACAUCCCACUCGUCCUCCUACCAACAGUCUGGAAACAUUUAUUCCUCCAGGCAAAGCUCUAGUAUCUCUCGCUCCUCCUCUCCUGCCCGAAAUGCCUCCCCCUUCAAACCGACUGAGUCAGUCUCCUCUUUUUCUUCUCGAGGGUUUGGGGCAUCUGGAGGGUUUGGGACAAGUGGGGGAUUUGGGUCUCAAAAGCAUGAACAGAGAUCUAGAAGCCCCACUCAGAGUUCCUAUAGCCGCCAAUCUGAGUCUGCAGGCCUGCAGAAGAACUUCAGGUCCUUUGCCAGCUCUGUGGGUACUGCCAGUAGCAUUGCUAAAUCUGUAUCCAACUCCUAUGCUGAUCUAAGAUCUGGGUUACGCAAGCCAGAGGUGACUAACAGUGGAUACAGUGGUAACUCUCAGAAUAUCUCAUCAAGGUGGAAGAAUAGUGACUCUCCAGGUCAGUCACUUAUUCACAAGAGUGAAACAAACAACUCUUUAAAGAACCAUGGUCGUGAAAGUCGUAGCUCCUCCCCACCAAGAAGAGGCUAUGAUGCUAGUCAGUCAAGUCUGCACAAGGUGGUUGAGGGUCGGCGCAGUGCCUCUCCUGUCAGGAAGGGCUAUGGUGCACCAAGCAAAUCAGAAUCAAGUCAAAUGCUAAGUAGGAGGGAUUAUAACAGUACUAGCUCCUCCCUCUCAAGGAGGAACUUUGAGUCAACCAACCAGAUGCGCAAAUCUGAGAUCAACAGCUCCACUCGCAGCCACAGUCGUGACAGUCGACACUCUUCCCCCUCAAGAAGGAGCUAUGAUGCCCCACCCCAGUCAGUGCUCCGCAAAUCCGAAGCAACUCGAAAUUCGUAUAGCAGUAGGCUUGACAACCGCAGCCCUUCCCCUUCAAGACGGGGAUUUGAAACACCUAAUCAACCUCUUCUUCGCAAAUCUGAGACAAGUAAUUGUAGAAGAAGCCAAGACCCUAGAAGUUCCUCUCCUUUGAAAUCGAGGCAUGAGCCCACAGGACAGUCUCCCCUGCACAAGACUAGAGCUGAUUCAUCCUCUUAUGUGAGAACAUCAGCUAAUAGCAGUACAGAAUCAUGGCGAGGUUCCACCUACUCCCUCCACAGCCAACCAAUGUCUCGUAGCUCAUCCCCACCCCGGAAAAGCAGUGAGAACAAGUCAGUCAGCUACUCUCAGAAACAGGCCCAUGUUGCCUGGGACAACACUCGGUCAGUAAGCAGAAGUAGCAGUCGCAAUCAACAGAGCCAAGAGGUUCACAGCCUCUCUCCUGAACCUAGGAGGUCCUCUAAUCGGAAUAGAAGCCCCUCUCCUCAGAUGCAUAGGCACACUUCCUCCCAGAGUUCAAUGGACUCAUUUGAGUCAGGGCAACGAUCAGCUGGCUCGUCCGGUCUGGACCGUGAGGAGUAUGCGAUCAUGGCUGACCUUCCAAAGGUCAAAACUGUCUUCCAGAAGGAGGGGCCAGGCCGGUUGGAGAAACUAGAUAGCAGAACCAGAGAUGAACCAUUGCUGUACAAACCUGCCAGCCACUCCCACAGUAAAGUUGUCCACAAAGCCUGGGAUGAGUCAGGGGACCAGAAAGGAGCUCCAACCUCUGCACACCACACACAGGGCAGCCGGCCGUCUGUAUAUUUCUCCUCCAGUGUGGACCAGGCCGAGGAUGAGACCCCUGACCAGCCUGAUCUGCUGAACUUUAAGAAAGGAUGGAUGUCAAAACAGGACAGAAGUGGAGAGUGGAAAAAGCACUGGUUUGUGCUGACGGAUGCUGGACUGAAGUAUUAUAGAGAUUCUGGAGCAGAGGAGAAAGAUGAGCUGGAUGGGGAGAUUGAUCUGAAGUCGUGUCUCAAGGUGUCCGAGUUUGACGUGGAGAGGAACUAUGGGUUCCAGAUCCAGACGAAGGAUGGUGUGUAUACACUGUCUGCCAUGACGGCAGGUAUCAGGAGGAACUGGAUUGAAGUUCUGAAGAAGAGUAUCCGACCCAGCAGCUCGCCCGACCUCACACAGCUGCCCGAGAGCAGCAGUGAUAAAGAAAACUCUCGUCACUCGUCAUCCCGACGCCUCCUCUCACAAUCAGAAACCCCCUCCAACACAAACCCCGCCCACCGCAGAUUCGAUUAUGUCGAGCUCUCUCACGUAGCCACACCCUCUCCUGCCCCAGCCAAUCAGAGAGAAGCUGGGGAAGGGCAGGUUCGUGACCACGGCCAAUGGCAAGAAGAGAGGUCCCAAGACGCCACACACAUCCAGUGGGAGGCGGUGCUGCAGCGUAAGGGGCCGGGCACGGCUUCGGAGCAAAAGCGAAUCGAAGAGGAGAUUGAGAGAAAAUGGGCGGAGUUUGAACGCUUGCCACUUAAAGAGAUGAGGUCACUUCCUGCCCUGGGAACGCGGUCCGGGCCGUUGGCCAAUGAGGCGCUGCAGAGGGAGGUGGCGUCUCUGAGGCAGCAGCUGGCGCGUGUGCAGGGUGACGGGGGUGUGUGUGGAGUGUGUGUGUGUGGGGGGGUGUGCGGUGGGGUGUGCAGUGUGAGUGUGGAGCAGAUGGAGCGUGCCCACCGGCAGGCACUGGAGGAGCUGCAGAGGAAACACGAGCGGCAGUCAUGCGAGCUGAAAAGGGAGAAAGAGAGGCUGCUGCAGGAGGAGAUACAGGCCACGACACGCGCUAUGGAGUCUUUAAAGAAGGCACACAAGGAGGAACUGGAGCGGGAGGUGCAGAAAGCCAAAAGCCUGGCAACACACACAGCGGGCACAAACACACUUAGAGACCAGCAACAGAUAGAGGUGCAGUCUCUGGGCCGGGAGCUGGGGGUUCUGUCGGAGCAGUAUUCUCAGAAGUGUGUGGAGCUGAACCGGGCUGAGCUGCUCGGCCGAGAAAGGGAGAGAGACGUCAGCCAGAAGGAGAGAGAGAUAGAGCAGCUGAAGAAAGAGAACCAGGACCUGCACACUCGGUUAACUGAGAAGAUUCGGCGCAUGCGCUCGUUUGUUACAGGUCAGGGGUCAGAGGAGGUUGCCAAUGACAAAAAGGAGCAUUCAGUUUGUGAAUUACAGGUGCUGCUGAGGGUGAAGCAGAAUGAGGUGGAGUAUUUACAAAAGGAGAUCAUGUGCUUACGGAACGAAGUGCAGUUUCUCAACACGGUACGGGAGGAGAAGCAGAGUGUGUGUGAGCGGUAUCAGGGUGUGUGUGAGGAGCUGCGGGGGAUGAAAGAGCGCAGUGAGAGGGAGAUACACGCUCUAAAAGAGCACCUGAGACUGGCCAUGGCAGCCCUACAGGAGGGUCAGCAGCUCAGCAACAGCCUGCAGCACUGACCCCUACUGAACACUCGCAGGUACUGCAGCAACUGCAAGGGGGGCCGGGGGUAGGAGCCAGGAGCAGCAUGUGCCUUUCAUUUCAAUCCAGUCAGCCAAUCAGCAGCGGGGACCUGCUUCAGCGGAGCUGUUCUGAUACACUGGGUCGCUUAAAUCUGUCUCUGCACUUUUAUCAAUGUGAUUUUGUUUUUAUUUUUAUAAUAGUGUGUUUUACACAGAGAGAGUCUGAAUCAGAACUGGAUUAUGGGAAAGCAGGACUAAAUUUUUUUUCUAUCUGGAAUUUUAUUAGAACUGGCAAACAUGGAAAUCUGCAGCCACAGUGGAAGAGUGGAACUUGCAGAUGUGUUUUAACCUGUUAGCUCUCAUCCACUAAAUGGUGUGCGUGUCUGCGUCUGCAUGUCUGUGUCUGCGUGUUGACAUGUCUGUGUCUGUUAUGGCGCUCACUGAGUGUGUUUACAUGCACUCAUAAGUCUCUUCACCAUAUUACUGCAUUUAGAUUAUUAAUGAAGUAAGCAUACUCUGUUUUUUAGAUCACAGUAAGGUGUAAAAAUCUGAUUUUAAAUAAAAUCAGAACAUGGUAGCAGAAAUACGCAACCCGUGUUUAACACAGCACUCUCCAGAUGGCAUCCAAAUGCUUUCAAAAAGAUGCUGAAAAUGAGGGAUUUAAACAUUCUUCACCUUCUAGCUAAUAUAUAUUGUGGGAGUCUAUUUGCUGCAAAAAUCAGAUUAUUGUCUGACUGAAUCUUCUCAUUAUUUGUUUCCCCAAAUUCAUGCAAAGGUGUAGUUUAGAUUACUGACAGACGGUUUAUAAAGUGCAUGUAAACACAUUCAGUGCUGACUCAUAUACUGUGUUUAACCCUUUAAACUGUAAGGCCGUGUUUCCUGGACUGGAAGUGAGUCUAAUUCCAUACUGCACUUUGCUUUCAGUGGACGUUAUCUGUUUACAGUGCUGUGUAGUUCAGGACAAGGCUUAAUCUCUGUCUGAGGUACUGGUCCUGUGGGUGGGGAGGGGUCCUCCCUUCACUUCCUAACUUUUAAGAUGUCAGAACUACAGAACCGCAAGUGUUUUUCAUAGUGUUUACUCAGUAAUUCAUAGUGAAUAUUGAUUCAGAGUGGAUACCCAGUCCUUCAUAAUGGAUACUUUUUCAGGGUGGAUGCUCGGUAAUUCAUAAUCGAUACUGAUUCAUAGUGGAUACCCAAUCAUUCUUAAUUGAUGCUGAUGGAUAGAGGAUACUCUAGUUCAUUGUAGAUGCUAAAAAUGUCAAACUGGUGUUUAAACAAGUCAUAGUAGUUGCAUACCGCAACUGCAAAGGGUUAAACCUGUGUGUGUUGGUGUGUGUGUGUCUAAGUCAUAUUGGGGACAGAUUGUGGGUGAUAAGAGGGUCAGUAAGGACUGGAUCAAGAUCCCUGAAGAUCGCUGCAGCCCACCGGAUACCAGCUAACCUCUCUGACCUGCAGCCGAGCACAGCGUCCGUCUGUCUGUCUGUUCGAGUGCCACACAAACAAACAGCCUUGCUUCAAUGAGCCAAUGUUUUUAUCCUAAACUGAACACUGUGUCUUUUUCAAAUGUUUUUUUUUUUCAUAUUUAAAGUACUUAUUAUUUUGCAAUCAAUAAAAUACAGGUUGCAUCAUUUUUGUAGCCUGAUUUGGCUAA
Molecule: messenger RNA, 5910 nt
Organism: Astyanax mexicanus (Mexican tetra)
Lineage: Eukaryota; Metazoa; Chordata; Actinopteri; Characiformes; Acestrorhamphidae
Product: serine/arginine repetitive matrix protein 2
Exons: 18
Coding region: 30-4256 (1408 amino acids)
Biological process (GO): actin filament organization; positive regulation of substrate adhesion-dependent cell spreading
Cellular component (GO): actin cytoskeleton
Molecular function (GO): actin filament binding
Source: RefSeq, a predicted model, not a curated record